UUCGCUGGAGGUGUCUCUUUGCUUUCACUCAGCGUCACGUGAGUGACUCGCGCUCCGAGCGACUCAUCGACGCGUCAACCGUUGCGCAAUUGCUCUCCACACCUUUGCAAAGCGAGAACAUGCUUGCCUCGACCUAAGUCCAGUCGUUGCUAAGCCUGCUAUUCUAUGGCAAUGGUAUUUUCCAGAGCAUUUUGGAGAGGUAUUUGAGGUUGUUCGCCUCCUUUUCAUUCUAGUAAUCCCACAAUUCUCGAGGACUGGCUCCCUGAGACCCUCAGCCCCAAUGCAAGCCCACCGUGUCUUCUCUGAGAGUAUUUCACGGCUCAUAUGGGCUUGUCUGCUCUUCUUCGCCUUAGUAUCCAUGAACGCACCUUACCUGGUACGUGCCGGGCGAGUGGUCCCGCGAGCUCGCCUGACAGACCUUACGGAACAUGCCUCACCGUCAGGUACCAAGCCCGGGAUCACGUCAUGGUCCUCCUCCUCUUCGGCGGCCAGUUCUCCUUCUUCCUCUCCCAAGCGUCCCAAUCAAAUUCCGCUCGGCAAACCUUCCGGAAAAGUGACUUCCUCAAUCACCAAGAUUCCUCCCGGCACAGGCGCCUGGACUAGCGAUCCGACUCUCGCAGACAAGGUAUUUAGGACCAAUUCUGCCCAAUUCCGGGACAUGAUGACGCACGGCAUCGCCAUGACACCCGUCAGAACUGCACCGGUGUCGAAGAAGGGCAAAGAGAUCAUCCAAGGACCUCCUCCCCCCUCUUCGCCUCCGAUGACUUGGAAGCAAAGGCAACAAAUGAUGUCAGCAGCAGCAGCAGCGGCGGCACGUAGGCCUGUACUGCCGCUGGAGCAACUCAAGAAACAGCGCAAUCCUCGUGGCCCAGCGAGCGGUACGCGCAACAGAGUCAUUGCGGAUUGUGCUCAGAGCGUUGGUUCGGGAGUCGGAAGUUUGUGGAGAGCAAUUGCGGGGUGUUUCAAGGGCAGUGGCAAGAGGAAGUUAGGUCGUCGAUACCAGGCUGUUGCUCGGCAGUGGAGCCCCUGAGUUACCUCUCUCCUUUGCCCGCAAUGAAGCAGUGCUUUGCCUCCUCGCACUCACCUGAGAGCUUCAUCAAAUCGAGUUCAAAAACAACUUGCAGCUUC
This is a messenger RNA of Microstroma glucosiphilum, 1128 nucleotides long. RefSeq lists its product as hypothetical. Lineage: Eukaryota; Fungi; Basidiomycota; Exobasidiomycetes; Microstromatales; Microstromataceae. Bases 281 to 1030 code for a protein of 249 amino acids. The transcript has a single exon. The record is from RefSeq and is a predicted model, not a curated record.